AAAAGUGAAACUCACGCGCUUAUUUCUGGUCUUAUGUUUUUUUGCCCUAAUCGACUUCUGCGUAGAGAAACCGAAAAAGGGAGAGAGAAAAUCCGCCGAUAAGAUAUCCGUACAACCCGACCGACUUCACGUCUCCGAUCUCGCCGUUACUCGGUCUCGAGUUUCUGUCAACUCGCCGUCGUUGAUAUCCCACCGUUUCGAUCCUCGAGAUACGAUGGAUCCGAUGGAUAUAGUUGGAAAAUCAAAGGAAGAUGCUUCGCUUCCUAAAGCUACCAUGACGAAAAUUAUAAAGGAGAUGUUACCCGCAGAUGUUCGUGUUGCUAGAGAUGCUCAAGAUCUAUUGAUUGAGUGUUGCGUAGAGUUCAUAAAUCUUAUAUCCUCGGAGGCUAACGAAGUAUGUAACAAAGAGGAUAAACGAACAAUCGCCCCUGAGCACGUACUCAAAGCUUUACAGGUUCUUGGCUUUGGGGAAUACGUCGAAGAAGUCUAUGCCGCUUAUGAGCAACAUAAAUAUGAAACCAUGCAAGAUUCACAGAGAAGCGUGAAGAUGAACAGCGGAGCAGAGAUGACGGAAGAAGAAGCAGCAGCGGAACAACAGAGAAUGUUUGCCGAAGCUCGAGCAAGAAUGAAUGGAGGUGUUUCAGUUCCUCAACCAGAGCAACUAGAAGAAACCCAGCAAACAAGUCUACAAAGCUAAUCAACAAAAUUUUUUAACAUUAUCCUUUUGACUUGUUUUUUUCUUUUUUUCUAGCAUUUCUCUGUAAAGUGCAAAAUUCGUCGCGUCUUGGUGUUGAUAUGCUCUUUACAUUUUUUUUUAACUUAGAUUUGUGUUUUUCCUUUAAAUCACUUUGGUGAUUCAGAUGUAAUUAGUAAGGUUUGUCUUGAAUCUUAGCAACUAGCUUCAUUUGAAUCCAAAUUCUCUAAAUUAUGUUCUAA
This is a messenger RNA of Arabidopsis lyrata subsp. lyrata, 936 nucleotides long. RefSeq names its product protein Dr1 homolog. The coding region runs from base 215 to 697 and encodes 160 amino acids. Lineage: Eukaryota; Viridiplantae; Streptophyta; Magnoliopsida; Brassicales; Brassicaceae. The transcript is spliced from 6 exons. The record is from RefSeq and is a predicted model, not a curated record. Gene Ontology annotation, molecular function: protein heterodimerization activity.